UUCAACGGAUUAGCUAUGCUCUUUUUUUCUUUGGAAAGUACCAUUUGAAGAAAAAAUCCCACGCUUAGAUAUAGAGCAUUAUUUGCACGUAUUUAUGUAAUUAUCCUUAGACCUAAACCCUAACCCAAACACACGUUUUUAUUUGUAAAUGGAUCCAAACCUACGGUUGAUUUCUGUGUUCAUAGAUGUUGUCUCCAAGGGUCGCUCAGAAGCUGGGUCUCCAGACUGGCUAAGCGCAGCCAGCAGUGUCCGGCCAGGCUUACAGGCUUUUAAUCUGUGAUUUAAUUACAUCACUCAUCUUCGGAGGGGAGAGGUCCACCUGCCAGUGCAGAUCUCCGCAUACUCACGGUGAGCACGUAGCGCUGCUGCACACGCAGUUCAGAUCGUGGGGACAUCACUCGCGCAGCCUGGGGACCAUGGAGAACGAAGACGGCAUGGCAUCAGCACAGGAACCCGGCCGGAGCAGUGUCCUGGACGAGACCUCCCACUCCCACGCGCUUCUCGCCCCCGAGAUCAGCUUCGCCAUGGAUGACAGCGUGUCUGCGGCCAGUGGAAUGGAUGUAUCGGACCGCCUGUCCACCCUCGAGCAGCGGGUUCAGAUGCAGGAGGACGAGCUCCAGAUGCUGAAGUCAGUGCUGGCAGACCUGCUGCGGAGGCUCAGCCUCUCCGAAGAGAGACAAGCUAAUGUCACCAAGAAGGGAGCAGCCAAAGCCAAGCCCAUGAUGCAAGCCCGGAGCCCUGGAUCCACAGCUACCAGCAGCACCGUCCUACCAAAGAGACCCAGCACUGCCCCAACUCCCUCCUGUCCCAGAAAAACCCCCUCUGCACUAGCAACCAAGAAAGGGAGUUCCUCAGAGCAUACGGCCACUCAGACACACAGGGAGAGCAGCAGUUAUAGCGUUUCCACGGGGACCGGCCCAAGCAAACAGAAGGAACCAGUAUUCACUGUAGGGACACGCCAGGUAACACACUGCAAAGUAACAAUGCAGAUAUAUCUGAGCCACCUGUCAAAAAGGACUGGAUCUUCUGAGGCCCCCCAAAUGCUGACACUGCUUCCUGUUCGCCCUACAAGUGCUCCCCCCAAAUUGAAGAGCCCCCCUGAUAAGGUGAAGAUCAAAGCUCCGGCACUCACUCUGUCCCUCCGAAAAACUUCCAGCCAAACUGGGUUCACUCCUCUGGACACCCCAGGUUACAAAAGCCCCCUUAAAUCUCCCAGCCAGUACUUCCAGAUUUGUUAUUAGCUUAGUUAUUUUCUGAAUUCAUACAGAAGUUGAAAAUGGGGUUGGAUGGCUAAAAAGCUAAAAGCCCUCAAUCUGAGUGCAGUGAUGUACUCUGUGGUCCAGAAGCCAGUCCUGACUGCCUAGAUACUGACCGUGGCCAUGGUAUCAGCCAGGGAGAGAGGGCUUUUGUCAACAGGCCUAUCCCAACCUCAUUGUGCGAGACCAAUUUCUCUAGUUAGUUAGCUACAUGCAGGCUGCCUGUGUAAACUGCAUAUUUAAUGCAGUUCUUUGACCAAAUGACAAUACAGCUGAUUGGGUGGGCUGCAGGGUGAAAAAAAGCUUUCAUGCUUUGGAGGAUAUGCAUGCUAAACUACACUCUCCUGAGUGGAUGUGAUGGAACAGGGCUACAAAUACAAAUGUGAAUAGUAAAUUAUUGUGACGCAAUAUAAAAAUAGGCAGAUGUUAAAAAGUAGAAAAAUGAAUUAUUGCUUUAAAUCUAGAUCUUUUUUUACAUGUUGUUGAAUAGACAAGGCCAUCAAUGUGGUUAUUUUCUAUUUUUCCUUCCGGCUGGUUUUUCUCAUGUAUUUUUGUUCUAUUUCUCUGUCUGAUUUACUUUCCCUUUAUGCAUGAUUUUCCUGUGACUGUCAUGCUAUUUAUUGUUCCAUCUUUUCUGAUCUGUUUCUAUUCUAAUCCUGUCGGAGAAAGUCAUCAAAAAGGCUUAUUUCUGUUAACUUUAUUCUGUCAGUAGUUGAUUGUUUCUAAACUGUGUUUCAGAAUAAACGCCCUUAAAAUAAAUAAAAGCCAUUAAAAUCCCAGCCCCCGCCUGCAUUAUAUACACCUGCCAGUCCUGCACUUUUCCUUAACCUCCAUAUCAGCAUUUAAUACAUUUACUUUUAUAGCUCUAAUUCAAAAUUGCCACUUGGAUUUAUCCAUAGCAUCCACAGACCAUGUUUGAGAGUAAUUUAUCUAAAUGGGUAUCAGUGUCUCUAAUUUGAGUAUUACUUGUCAAUGCUGAAAAUCAUUAGGCUUGUAGUGACCAUGUUUUUUUUUUUCUUUGCCAAAUCAGGUUUUAAUUCACAGAUCAUGCAUGCUAUCUUAUAUGUAAAUUGGGCAAACAGUGUGAGACAUUUUUCGAGGACAGCAUUAUUUAAGUAGCAUAUGCCAUUUCAAAUGGUGUAAAAUGAUGCAAACCUGGAUUAUCAGAAAUGUGCAAAGUUUUGGGCUUCUAGACCUUAAUGCCAAUUUUCAUGUUUUUUAUUUUCAUUUGUUAAAUGGAAAAUAUUUUGCCUGAAGGUGGAGAUUGCAACUGGCUGGACUCAACAAUAAUUUUUUUAUAAAUAUCAUCUCUAUUGUAGAAGCAGAAGUAAAUGUCCAUGUUUUUAGAGGUAUUCAAUAGCUUAGCUGGAUUACAUAUUCAUGUUUGCGCUCAUUAUAAAGAGGAUAAAACCAUGAAUCUUUUGAUAAUAAUAUCACAGAGCUCAGUCCUGCUUCCAACAACAUAACUUUAAUAUGCACAUUUACUAGCUUUCAGGUAGGACUGUCCUUGUCUGACCCUUCUCUCACACGUCCACAUCUCACCCAAUCAACACAAUCAUGCUCCCCUAUUUAUUAAGAAUGCAUGCGCCAGGAGAAGAGGGUGUGUUACCCCCUUGUAACUACUUAAGAUGCAGGCCUUUCUUUACUGAAAACAAGACCAUUUUUGGGUGCUUGACAUCAGGCAGUUAAUAUCUGUUGUGGGGACAUUCAGGGGUUUUAUCUGCGCUGCUGUCACCUGGAUAAUCAGAACCUUGCAUCUGGGCCUCUUGUUUCUUGGUGUUUCGUGUGCACAGGAUCUGACAUUUUUGUCUUACAGCUCAUCUGGAAUUUUUACAUUUUCACCCCUGGCUUUUUAAAAAUAUUCUUCUGUUUGUUGGUUUUGAACUUUGGACAUGGAACAAUUUGGGAAAAACAAGCUAUGGUUUGACAUUUCUUUUGUGACUGUAACUUAUCAAUGUCUGUAACAUUAAUUGUUUUUUUUUAAGGUAGUCAACCUUCGUCUUUAGAUUAGACAUUGUAUUCUUGUUGUAACAUAAUACAUCUCUUAAUUUUAA
Molecule: messenger RNA, 3310 nt
Organism: Anguilla rostrata (American eel)
Lineage: Eukaryota; Metazoa; Chordata; Actinopteri; Anguilliformes; Anguillidae
Product: echinoderm microtubule-associated protein-like 1
Exons: 7
Coding region: 417-1241 (274 amino acids)
Source: RefSeq, a predicted model, not a curated record